Messenger RNA from Drosophila suzukii, 2406 nucleotides. RefSeq names its product Mitotic spindle and nuclear protein (gene Mink). Gene Ontology annotation, cellular component: mitotic spindle; nucleolus; microtubule. Gene Ontology annotation, biological process: establishment of mitotic spindle localization; mitotic cytokinesis; mitotic chromosome condensation. The record is from RefSeq and is a predicted model, not a curated record. Lineage: Eukaryota; Metazoa; Arthropoda; Insecta; Diptera; Drosophilidae. Gene Ontology annotation, molecular function: microtubule binding.
UUUUGUCCAUCACUAGUCAGCUUCAAAAAAAACGUACAGAUUGAAUUUAACAAGCAUUUUAAUUUCUGUCCAUUUAAGCGAAAACUCGAAAAAUUAAAGUAAAAAUGGAGUCGAAUAUUGAUAAUGACGCUAUUGAUGUUGGCGUCUUGGCGCCGAACGACCAGGAAAAUGAAGACGCCAAUCGGAAUGCAGAAAUUACAGCCGCGGCGGGCACUCCUGUGGCCAGGAAGACGCGCAGAGCUGUGCUCAGACGAAUGAACGCCAACUCGGAGAAGGAUUCGCCAACACAGCCCGAUCCUCCCAAGACUCCGGGCACUCCUGGCAAUCUUCGCCCAGCCACUGAAACCCCGCGACGCAGUUGCAGGAAAAGUAUACGUCCUGCGAUCGACUACGACGAUAUAGUAAAAUCUGCCAAGAAGGUUAUAGCCGAGGUUAUGGAAGCCAAUCCCGAGAACGAGGAGCCGUCCACCCAGAAGUGGAGCUCCGCGGAGGUGGGCAGGAAUUCGCGCAAGCGCAGCCGCAAGUCCAAGCGAAUGACCACCAAGAAGCAAAAAACGGAGAAGGAUAUACCAGAGGAUAAUAUUGAAGAAAAGCAGGAAACAAAGGUGGAAGUACCAGAGGAGAAGUCCCAGGAUCAAGAGGAUACCACAGAGGCUCCAACAGACUUGGUAGAAGAAGUGAAGCAGCAAGAUAAACCGCAGGCAGCAGACAUCGAGGAGGAAAAUCCAUCCAAAUAUAAUAAGGUAGCUAAAGCAGAUAUAGAUGAACUGGGCUUAUCCCCUCUAGAAAUGGAUAGCCAGGAAGAUGAGCCAGAGAUACAAGCUGGAGACACCACAAUAACUGCUCCACAGGAUAAGAACAAAGAGGAGGCUGUUGUAGAUGAAGCCAAGUUGAGUCCAGUAAAAGAUAAUGAUGGUCAGAAAAAUGAUGAGAAAGAUGAACAAGCUGGUGAGACCACAAAGCCUGCUAAACAGAGUGAAGACAAAAAAGUGGCUAGUGAGCAGGCCAGUCCUGAGGAAGAGAUGCCAUCACUCAUGGUAGAAAAUGAAGAUCUGGAUGAACCAGAAAAAUCGCCCCUGAACACCACUUACGAUGCCGAGGAAAAAAAAGAUUCGGAUGAAAGUGUUAUCCUGGUUAACACUUCCAAUCUUGAUGCAAGUGUUAUCCUGGUUGUCAGUCCCGAUAAACAGCAAGAAGCUUGCAUUCUCAAGCCCGAAAUUGCUGAGGAAAAAGCGGCGAUUAAAGUGGUGCUUACCACAGCAGAUGACCAGAACCAAACACUUUUGAAUCUGGCCGAUGCAGCCUCGCCAAAGGCAUCGAAGCCUAGGAAAUCAAAGGGCUUCCGAUUCCCCACGCCCUAUAAGGCAAGGCCGGUCUUUAGUUUCACAGAAACAGUUGAGUCAUUUGAUAAUAAGCACAUGAAUAAAGACUUCAUGAAUGCUGAAGAACCGAAGUACGAACGCAAACGUUCCAAGUCGGCCAGCGAUUGGAAUAACACCGUGUCGCGAACUGUGUCCUUUCAGAGUCCCAUUGAGAUUGCUAAUGUCGAGGACAUUGAUAAGCGCUGGAAGGGACUUCAGAAAUGUAAUGUUAAUAACCGCCGCAGGCGCUCAAAGUCAUUGGAUGAGAACCACUGCAAAGUGAGCAGAAUUCCGAAGCCCAGUAGGGGAGUUAUCCCGCUUAACAGAACCAACACACCCAGCAAGGUGAAUAAGCGCACCAAGAUGCCAAACUUCGCUGCCAUGCAUGAGAAGCAGUUUGCCAAGAUGGAGAGCCUGCUGGAUCACGUCGAGCGCAAGGCGGAACGCGCCAAGGUGCUGACAAAUUCAGUGCAGAAGCAACUGCCGGGAUCGACGGCCAAGAAACCCCAGAGUUCCAUUUCAGUAGAGGAGCGCCCUCGUCCAAAAGCGUUGAAGAAGAUCGACAUGACCGCCGAUCGAAGCAUGGUGAUUGAGCAUCCCUCCGAUAAGCUCAACUCAUCCCGAUUGCCUUUGAAGACCACCGCUACCGUCCUGAAUGUGGCUCCGAAGCCAGCCUUCAAUCUGUCCACCUCCACGGUCAAGACAUUCAACGCCACGUUUUCCAGCAGACCGGCAGACUCGCAGGAUAACAAGUUGGCGGAGCGACGACAGCGGCGCAUUGAAAUGUUCAAGGGCAGGACAACAAAGGACCAGAAGGAGAAAGGAGAGUUCAUUCGCGGAGUGCGUCUGAAUCGACGUUUCGAGCUCCAAAUGCAGCACCGUCGACACUUGGAGGAGGAUUAGUUCUUAAGUUACAACGUUAUUUCUUUAUUUACCCUUAUACAUAUAUUCGCGUUAAUGUUAGCUUCACCAGGAUAUAAAGAUUUUUAUUUUUCAGCUGGAUCCAUAAAAUUUGUUUUCCUCUGUCUUUAUGCCCAUUAUUUUU